CUCUCGUUUCCCCCGGUGACGUCCUUCCUGUUUCACCGUACAACACGUGUGCGCUGCACAGUUAGCAGCUAACGGCAACAACAGCAGCCGAACUCCAGCUCCCACAAACCUCCCGGCGGCUUCUACUUGUUUCUUUGCUUGUGCAGGGCUUCGCCGACUCCGCCGCCAAGAUGGUGAAGCCUCAGUUUAAGGGGAGAAGCUCCAUAAACACCUCGACAUCCAGCAGCAACCCCGAUCGAGCCAAGGGGGCUGGUGGGAACAACAUGAGGGACCGAGCCACUAUCAAGCGUCUGAAUAUGUACAGACAAAAACAGAGAUGUAAUAACCGUGGAAAAGUCAUCAAACCUUUACAGUUCCAGUCCACAGUGGCUCCGGGGACUGUAGCCAGAGUUGAACCCAACAUCAAAUGGUUUACGAAUACCCGUGUCAUCAAACAGUCAUCUCUCCAGAAGUUCCAGGAGGAGAUGGGAGCGAUACAGAAGGAUCCAUAUCGGGUGGUGAUGAAACGAAGCAAACUCCCAAUGUCUCUUCUGCACGAUAGAGUCAAAGCCCAUAACUCCAAGGUGCACAUUCUCGACACAGAAGGUUUUGAGACCACGUUUGGACCCAAGGCUCAGAGGAAAAGGCCCAGUCUCGUCGUGGGGGACAUGAAAGAUCUCCUCGAGCAGGCUGAGGCCUCGGCCCUGAGCUACAGUGCAGACAAGGACAAAGACCUGGUCACUGAGGACACGGGGGUCCGGGACGAAGCACGUGAGGAAAUCUUCAAGAAGGGUCAGUCCAAGAGGAUCUGGGGAGAACUUUACAAGGUGAUUGACUCAUCUGACGUUAUCAUCCAAGUGCUGGAUGCCCGUGAUCCCAUGGGAACACGCUCCAAAAGUAUAGAGUCAUACCUGAAGAAGGAGAAACAGUGGAAACAUCUGAUCUUUGUACUAAACAAGUGUGAUCUCAUCCCCACCUGGGUCACGAAACGGUGGGUUGCUCUUUUGUCCCAAGAAUACCCCACUCUGGCGUUCCAUGCCAGUCUCACCAACUCCUUUGGUAAAGGUUCUCUCAUCCAGCUGCUCAGGCAGUUUGGCAAGCUCCACACGGACAAGAAGCAGAUAAGUGUGGGUUUCAUUGGUUACCCUAAUGUGGGAAAGAGCUCGGUCAUCAACACGCUGCGGUCCAAGAAGGUCUGCAAUGUGGCACCGCUCGCUGGAGAAACGAAGGUGUGGCAGUACAUCACUUUGAUGAGGCGCAUCUUCCUCAUUGACUGCCCCGGUGUUGUCUACCCUUCAGAAGACAGCGAAUCUGAUAUUGUCUUGAAAGGAGUUGUCCAAGUGGAGAAGAUCAAGAACCCAGAGGAGCACAUUGGGGCUGUACUGGAGCGGGCCAAGCCAGAAUACAUUCAGAAAACCUACCGCAUCCCGACCUGGGAGACUGCGGAAGACUUUCUUGAGAAGCUUGCAUUUCGCACAGGGAAACUUCUAAAGGGUGGUGAACCAGAUCUCUCAACAGUCUCCAAGAUGGUGUUGAACGAUUGGCAGAGAGGACGUAUCCCCUUCUUUGUUAAACCCCCUGGACCUGAGGGGGAUCAUGAGGAGCUGCUGCCAGUGGCAGGACCCUCAGAGGUAGCUGAGGAUGUGCCGGAGGAACAGCCAGAAAAUCCAGAUGCCACAUCAGAAGAACAUGAGGAACACCAGCAGAGGCAGAAGGAGCAGGUCCAGAAGAUUCUCGCCAAUGUGCGACAGAACUUUGGGAAGAUUAACGUGGCACCUGAGUUCAGCGAGGAAGACUUGGUUCCCGUGGAGAUACCUGAGCUGGACAUGUCUGACUUAUCUGGCUCCGAGGACGAGGAAGAUUGUGAGGACGAAGAGAAGGGAGAAGAGGACACGACCGCAGUUGAGCAACCUGAUGGAGAAAUUGAGGAUUCCGAUGCGAUAAAGGCUCAGACUGGAGAAGCAGACGACAGUAAGAGUUCACGUCAGACAAUCCGUGAGCUGGAUGAGAAGAUCGCCAAAUACAAACAGUUUCUGGACCGCGCCAAAACCAAGCGCUUCUCUGCAAUCCGGAUACCCAAGGCACUGUCUGACAAAGCGCUCGCAGACAUCAAGACGAAACAAGCAGCAGCUCAGACGAAAGCUGCAAACCAAAGAGGCAAGAAGAGGACAGCUGAGGAUGAAGAGGAGCCUGCGCAGAAGCACAGACUGACCUCUAAACAGAGAAGAGCGAUGGACCGUGCGAAGAGGACGAAGAAAGUUGGCGUUCGCUAUUACGAAACACACAAUGUGAAAAACAAGAACAAGAACAGAAAGGCCCCAGCAGCAGCCACAGAGGGCCAGAAGAGCAAACGAUCAAAGCACUAAGGCUGGAGUUAUAAAACACAACAUCUGUAAUAAAUCGUUAUUUAAUUUGGCCCAAAAGUGCCAAGUUUUUAUUGAAAAAGGAGAGUUGAUAAAAAGUGGAAUUCUACCUUUAUUAAGUGGACAUGUGAUGCCUUAUUCAGACUGUCACUCGGGAAAAUCACGUCAUUUCUACCUUUUGAACUUUCUUUUUCCUUCAACCCCUCUGUGUUUGAAUGACAUUUCAUUCAUCAUUUACAGGUGUAAUGCUCUUGAUGUUCGAGAGAAAUGUACAGUUAUAGUUUGAACUGUACUUGUCUUGAAGAAAAAUAAAAUAUUUGCAAAUUACACUCGAUAUACAUGAUUUUCCUAAGACAAAUGGGGAAAUGGUAACUCAGGGUUUUGUAGUUUUCAGUUACUUCCUCUGUGUGAUGAUCCCUUCGAGCUGGGUCUGAAAAGAAAGACAAAUUUGGUUGGUAUGACUCUUAAGACGAGUAACACGGCUUCUGUUGACGCUUGGAAAACACAUGUUCUUUUAUAUGUGAUGAUGAAACCUCACCUUGAGUUGCUGAUUGGUUCUCUUUAGGAACUGAAUCUCCUCUGUGUGCUUUUUUUCCUCCACCUGUCGCUUUUCAGUUUCUCUCUUUUCGAUCAUGUCACAUCGAGCUUUCUCUUCGUUCAGUUGUUUCUUCAGGUCUUGAAUCUCACUCUCCAGAUCAGAAGUCUAGAUACAUAUGUGAGCAAGUUACAGAUGCAGGAUCGAUUCUGUAAAAUGUGCUGCCACCAUCUUUAUUUGAGGGACUCUUAAAGAUAAAUGGCGCUCUCUGCUGGACUUCUAACACAAAGUUUUAAUUGUAAACCCAUAUCUCUAAAUUACAUGUCCAAAUUAUCUUUGAAAUGCAAAAUUUGAGAUUUUGCAAUCAUUGUUCCUCUGUAUUUGUAAUUCAUAACAAAUAAAAUAAACUCAAUGUCCUUA
Molecule: messenger RNA, 3297 nt
Organism: Paralichthys olivaceus (Japanese flounder)
Lineage: Eukaryota; Metazoa; Chordata; Actinopteri; Pleuronectiformes; Paralichthyidae
Gene: gnl2
Product: G protein nucleolar 2
Cellular component (GO): nucleolus
Molecular function (GO): GTP binding
Source: RefSeq, a predicted model, not a curated record